This is a messenger RNA of Lineus longissimus, 2953 nucleotides long. RefSeq names its product dynein light chain Tctex-type 1. The record is from RefSeq and is a predicted model, not a curated record. Bases 84 to 425 code for a protein of 113 amino acids. Gene Ontology annotation, molecular function: dynein intermediate chain binding. Gene Ontology annotation, biological process: microtubule-based movement. Gene Ontology annotation, cellular component: cytoplasmic dynein complex; cytoplasm. Lineage: Eukaryota; Metazoa; Nemertea; Pilidiophora; Heteronemertea; Lineidae. The transcript has 5 exons.
UUGGUUGUCAACGAGGACAUCACUCACGCACAUUCCUGGAAACAGACAGUAUUUUACAAAAACGCUCCGAUAUUUCAGUCAAAAUGGAUGACUUUCAAACAGCCGAAGAGACUGCGUUUGUUGUGGAUGAGGUCAGCAACAUCAUAAAGGAGUCAAUAGAAGGGGCCAUCGGUGGAAAUGCGUAUCAACACAACAAGGUCAACCAGUGGACAUCGAAUGUAGUAGAACAAUGUUUAAAUCAGCUGACAAAACUUGGAAAACCUUUCAAAUACAUAGUGACAUGUGUUAUAAUGCAAAAGAACGGUGCUGGUCUACAUACAGCGAGUUCUUGUUUCUGGGAUAACACUACAGAUGGCAGUUGCACAGUGAGGUGGGAGAACAAGACAAUGUAUUGUAUUGUUAGUGUGUUUGGCCUGACGGUCUAAACGAGGACUCCAGGCAAGGAUGGGUGUGCAUGUUUGCUGGGCGUAGAGAAAAGUCUUGUGUUUCCAGUCUCAAACAAACUUAUUUUCAUCUCAGUUCGCUUAACACUCUUUACCAGGAACUUCUGAACUUCUGAAAAAAUUGAAGAGAUAGGAAACAUGAUCAAAGAUAAUUUAUCUUUUGUUACAAGCGUAUCUGUAAUAAAAGAGCUAUUUUUGACAUUGGUUAUAUUACUGGAAGCACAAGAUAUUUUCUUUUGGUCCAAACCUCAGCCCAAUUAUUAGACUAAUUAACUCAAGUUUUUGUGUUUUCUGUCUUUUAUCAGGCAGUUGCACUGUGCGAUGGGAGAACAAAACCAUGUACUGCAUUGUGAGCGUAUUUGGCCUCUCGAUCUGAAUAAUGCGUGCGUGUCAACUUGUACAGAUUCUAGAUUAUCAUCCUGGACGAACAGCACCAAAGACCAGUUACCACCGCUGCUUUCUGGCCUACCCCUAUAGCCCAGAUGGUGAUAGACAACCUUACCUCAAAUUCAAUAUCAGAAACCUCCUUGCGGUAUCUACAAGUACAAUCGUUGACCAACUUCAGGAAUAACAACGACGGAUAUUUCUCAAUUCAUAAUCAAAGAAAUUAUUUGUUCUAUAGAAACUGGAAAGUGAAAGGAAGUGUGAAAUUGUACAAAAAAAUUUUCACCCUUCAUAUUCAUAUGUAAUUGUGUAAAAGAAAUUGAUUGUUACAUGUAUUGGUUGAGUAUGAUUUUUGUCAAGUUCCUACUUUCUCUGUUUAUAGCCAGUCAGUUUGUUGCUGGCAUCCUCUAUUCAUGUACAUAAUUUGCUCUGUAGGCCUUCUGAACUGACUUUAUCUUUGCCUCAAGUAAUGUAUAACUUCCAAAUAUCUUAAAAAGGAUUACCAGUUCCAGAAUUAUGUGUAAGAUGUUUGUUCCAUUAGCAAUCCUCUGGUAUCAAGAACCUGGCUCAUUUCAUUAGAACAGACACAUAACUUCAGGAAGCAUAUGGGCCAGUACAUGUAUUUAAGCUUUUAUGCUGUACAUAAACUGAUAAGCCAAAGUGGGUGUCAAUUCUUGCAUAAUUAGACAUAACAUCAACUUACAAUGAUAUAAAAUCAAAUUCAUUCUCAGAAAUAAUUUAUGUACAUAUUUUUUUGUAAUGAAUGUUUUCUGUUAAAAGUGUGAAAUCAUUAAUCAUUUUAUUCUCACUAGAGUUGAUUUAUUUAUUAAGUUAGUCAUCAAAUAUAUUGCAGUUUACGUCAUUCGAUCAAAAUCAGACAAGUCGUACGGUACUUGGUUGGUCUUUGAUGCCCAAUGUAGUCGUAAUGUAGUGGUAGACUUUUUGUUCUGUGUGAAGUUCUCGAAGGAAGAAUUUGUGUGCAGAAAUUCUGUUGAAUUCUCAUCUGCUUGGCCAUAAGAAUAUUUACAGGGAUGGCAUUUUUACAGCAUGUAUAGCAAAUAUGUCUUUGUUACCAAUUCAAAAUAUCUGGCAUUUUCUGGUACAGGGGGCAAGGGUUCUACGAACUGAUGAUAUUAAGUCCUGUUGCUGCCCUGUCAGAAUAAUGGCUGUGAUUUUGCUAUGUAUGAUCUAGAUGCUGCAUGUCGAAACAUUCUGAGACUGCCCCUUGAUAAUAUUCUUGAGUUCAGGCACAGAUUCUCUUCAUAUUCAUGCAGUUUGUAAAAGAUGGAACAAUCAUGGAUAGUCUCCAGCAUCGAUUUUAUUAGUUCAUUAUUUCAAAUUGAGGAACCUAAAACUGAUAGUUCCAUCAUUUACAAAAAAAACUAUCUUCAACUAUUCCUAUCAUUGACAUUUCCAUUGUAAAUAACUGACUACUCAAUAUAUAUUAUGUACAUGUGUAAUACAUUUUAUGUAAAUUAAAGCCAGCUUGUUGCAAUUUAUUGGUUGUAAGUGUCAUUGGUGAAAACCGUAUUGUGUACGUCAUUUGAUCUCUCAACAUCUGACUGCAGUUUAAAAGUGUAAAACCUUUGCUUGCUGCUGCCUUGGAACUUCGCUGCUGUCUUGCCUUAUAUUGGCUUCAUACAGUGGGUUGCCCUCAACCAAUGCCUUGACAUUGUCAGUCACCCUCGAAAAUUUAAGAAGAUUAUCAUCAAGGAAAUCUACAAACUGCCAGUCUCUGGUGCGACAAUGUCAACAAGCUACUGCUUUGUAAAUUGGCGUGAUGAGACUUCAGACAUGCAGAUAUUGAAUUGAAGGUCAGACAGUGGUCAUCCUCACACCCAGAUCCUCUGUCCCUUGUUCCAAUUGUCUGACUGUCUCAUUGCAAAAAUUGGAAUAUGACAAUCAUUCUGAUCUGCAAGGAAACUUUGAGGAUCUGGAUGGGUACAAUAUUGGCUCAGUGGAUAAUAUUAAGAGAGAAGUGCUGAAGGUGGUGUGUCUUCUGCAUGUUUGAGAAAAAUUCCUAACACUUGCGAGAUCGACAUUCUAACUGGCUUGUUGUACAUUUAUUUGUCAGGUGUGACUAAUUUGUAGAAUGUCAUUCUUUGCAAUAAAUGUGUUUUAUGAAA